Messenger RNA from Silurus meridionalis, 3676 nucleotides. It is a transcript of the gene mbd1b, whose product is annotated as methyl-CpG binding domain protein 1b. The transcript has 18 exons. The record is from RefSeq and is a predicted model, not a curated record. Gene Ontology annotation, molecular function: zinc ion binding; DNA binding. NCBI's taxonomy places the organism in Eukaryota, Metazoa, Chordata, Actinopteri, Siluriformes, Siluridae. Bases 446 to 2752 code for a protein of 768 amino acids.
UAAUGUUAUAGCAGAUGUGUGUGUGUGUGUGUGUUUUGACUUUUAUUGCUGCGUGUUUACAUUUUUAAAACUAAAAAUGAGCGCAGGAGCAGAUGACAGAGCGAGUUAAAGAAUCUGCGCACCUGGAGGAAAAAAAAAAAAAAAACACAUUUCCGCUUCCGGUCUUUUUGAAUUAUUACCGGAUGUGUUGGCAAAAUGUAAUAGAAUACAAUCGGCUGUUUAGCGCUAAUGCUAAAGCGACCCUUGGUUCAGUGAGCUGUUGACCUGAGCAUGGUACAGUGACCAGCGUGUUAUAAGCGGCUCUUUCAGAAACGUGUCACAGCAAACUCUCAGUCAUCCAGCCACAGCAAUCUGGCCUUUGACAGUCACUCUGAUCCACCUGCCAGUGUAUGUCUGUCUCCUUGACAGGUGCCAAAAGAUGAGCACCUUCUAAGACUGUUCUGUGAUGGAGAAAGAAGGUGUGGAUGACAAGCAGCUGCUCAGCAGGACAGGUACCACAGACAUUUCUGACACCAGUGUCGGACAAGCCAGAAGUGAUCCUGUGAAAAGCCUGGAUGAUCCUUCAGUGGACUGGUUUGAGCCUCUGGAGGAGGACUGGGAGGCUGAUGACGAUUCACAGAGCUUGGAUAUAGAUGGGGCCAGGGAUGCUGAGAUCGAAAGUCUAGCAGGAGAGAGUGAAAGAAGCGGCAGUUUCGCUGGAAGUGAGAGAAAUGACAAGGGAAAAAGCAGUGGUACUGCUAUACGGAAAAGAAAAAGGAAAUGGCGAUGUGGUUCCUAUGACGGUUGGGAGGAUUGUACUAAUCUUGGAUACGGCUGGAAACGCAAAGUUGUUUUCCGACGUUCUGGUGUAAGUGUGGGGCAGAGAGACGUCUACUACUUAAGCCCUAAAGGUGAACGAGUGAGAAGUAAGAUUGAACUGCUCAAAGCCAUUGGGAAUACUGUGGACCUUACAAACUUUGACUUCAAAACAGGAAGAUUUCAGGAUCUUGAACCUUCGAAAAGAGUGACAAAGAGGAAGAAGUUGGACCACAGUUCCCCAGCUGAAUGUGGGUUCUCUUCAGAGUCCAGUUUUCCCAAUGAGGCAACAGAGGCUUAUGACAGAACCUACAGUCCAGGACCUACAUAUAGUCUCAGUCACACUGCUCUGCAUAGGCUCAGUCCUUUCUCAAAUCAAAAAGAUGUUCGCAGUGUUCCCAAUCCUGGCACAUCUAACGAGCUCCCCGGUCAGGCUCUCCUAAUCCAACCUGCAUCCCCCACAAAGCAGAAUGUCCCUUCUAGAACAGGCUUUCUUCUGCAGACUUUAAAAGUACCUGCUAAACAGGCGGAUGUACUUCACUAUGUUCCAUCUAACUCCUGUCUUGGUGUCUGUGUAAGAUGUAGAAACCCCUUUACCAUUAUAGAGGGACGGACUAUGUGUGAAAAAUGCAGCAAAGCAUGCAAUGCCUCUAAAGAUAACCGCAACAUUACAUUUAGAAAAUGGCUUCCCUGUGGGUUUUGUCAAGCGUGUCAGCUCACUGAGGAUUGUGGGGUUUGUGCCAGCUGCAGGAAUGGAAAACAGAAUCCUCAAUACAGAAGGCCUAUUAGGUGUCGUAAGCGGAAAUGCCUGUGUCCAUCCCUAAAGAGAAGAGCAGAUUGUGUGCCUCCUGUGGAGCAGAGUGGUUCUACAGUUCAUACGCCGGAAAGACUAGAAACGACAAACACUGCUUCCAAGCCAUCGCUGCCAGACUUUAAGGAAUCACAGUACAGUGACUCAGAUGACCAGUCACCAUUUUAUGAAGAAAAUGACAGUGAGGGACUACUGAGGAAGUUUCGGCGCUCCUGUGGACGAUGUAAAGGCUGUGUGGCGAAAGCAGACUGUGGAACCUGUGAUUACUGCAUAGACAAACCCAAAUUUGGUGGAAGCAAUAAAAAAAGACAGAAGUGCCGUCAGCGUCAAUGUCGAAGAGAAGCUAAGGGAUGGAUCACUUCUGUCAGAUCAAAACCACAUUAUGCUUACAGUCAUACAGUUCUGCGACAGAACAGCGAAAAGUGGGACUUUGAGUUCUCUGACAAUGAAUGUGAGAGGGAAAGAAUUGCAAAAGGUUCUCUUGUUGGGGUACGCUAUGUGGAGAAAGACAAGCAUUUCAUCGCCAAUUACAAUGGACAGAAUGCAGAAACUGAGGCAAGCCAGGCAUUUUCUGGUGAUCAUCUUUUUCAUCUGUUCUGUGAUGAGUGGACUAGAGUAAAUGACCGGACGUUGCAGAGCUCCACAGAGGAAACCGAUGAAGAUGAAAUGGAGCCAACGAUCACACAAAUUUUAAGCCUGGGGGGUGACAUUGUUGAUGAUGGCCUGGACCUGGAGCUGCUGGAGCUCUUGGCAUCCCUUCGUGAUGCUCCGCUGCCUGUCUUAUGGUGUGCCGUGCUGGCCGAGGGCCCACGCUUGCAGCUUCUUCAGUGCUCCAAGCUCUCAGCCAUGGCAGACACAACGGUGCAGAUUGAACCAAGCUUUCGUUACCACAUCAGUGUUCAGGGACAACCUCUGCUGCCCACUCACUGGCUAUAUCACGCUCACCCGGCUCGACUCACCUCAGUGGCACAGGUUGCAACUUUGCUACAAGACUUAGAGCGUUACUCUGUGUGCCGAGGCUUUAAAAGUGAGCCUGUAUCUGGUUCUGAGCCUAUUGUCCAGGUCCGGGCAGCCACUUGUGAAUUUCUUGUGGUGCCAGAGAGCCAGUGCUGUGCUAAGUGUAAGAGUACACAACAGAAACACUGAACAUGCAUUACCGAUUGACUACAGAACACUCGUUUCUACCAACCUCGGUUGGCUUAUAGGUUACAUCAGUAUUUGUACCUGGAACAAAGGACAUUUAAGAAAUCAGAAAAGUUAAUACUUUGUUUCUUCAGUUUGCCCAGUGAUAAUGAACCCUGCUACUAACUAUGCUAUGCUGCUCAGAAUGCACAUGCAGUGUGCACAGCACAGCCUUUAUUUUAUUAUAAUACUGUAUAAUUAGUCACCAUUUUCUAAGGAGGUACAUAUGAUUUAUUUUAAAGUUCAUUAUUUAUUUACACAUUGUGUGGUACCUUUUUCCCACAUCAUAGUUUGGAUCAACCUGAGAGACCCAGCCAAUAACUUAAGUUUGUUUUUGGUUAAUGUUGAUUUGGAUGCAGUGAGAGCAAAACUUUUUUAUUCCACGGAAUCUGUGUUGACUAACAGUCAUUUCAAGAAAAUAGUGUGUAAUGGACUAGUCAUGUUCAUGUUGUUUUGUGUUUUUUCACCAAGAAAACAUUCCUUUGUAUCUUGCUUAACAAUGUGCUAGAGGUUUGUCAGUUUGGAAGAAAAAAACCUCGCCUUUUAUUUAAAAGACAUGUGCAAGUUUUACAAAUGAGACUGCUGUAUAUAGAAGUCACACAAAUUUUACCUGACACAUCUGUAUUAGAUGCCUGUUCUGGCUUAUAAUGAUUUUUAUGUUCCUAUUCUUCUCAGGGCCGAGAUUUCAGAAUGCAAACUUAACUACAGACAGCAACACAUUCUUUAUGAUUCAGAAAAAUACAACUUUUUUCGACCAAAUGAUGACUUUUGUAUGUUACAGAUAAAUAAUAGGUUUUUUUUAUGUUUGUGCAGAUGCAUUUUUUAGGUUUGUGCAGAUGCAAUUCAAAUAUGUAAACAAAUUUUGGUUUAAUAAAUCAGCUUAUUAAA